AUGCAUCGACAGGAGUCUGUCGGCAGCAGCGGUGGCAGUGGCAGUGCCACCGGGCACGGUUUCCUUACAACGGCCGAGGUACUGGACCGCGCGAUGGACCAAUGUAUGCAACGUGGGCUGUUUGACAGCGCGUCGUGGCUCGGGCAACUUUCACUCAACGCCACUGACAGCGUUUUGCGCCAGAUAAUUUCGGCUACCGCCCCGGUUGUCACGGCGUUGCAGGAUCCGCCGCUCACAGGCCGUGCACACCGCCACCUUGUCCUGGCGCUGAGCCUGAUGCAUAAAGGCGAGUAUCUACGCUGCCACCAUGAACUCAACACCGCGCUAAAGGAGUUCGCUGCAGACGCGACGCUUGAGGAGGCUGAGCCGGGUGCGAGGGACUGCCCACUACCACAGCGCGGGGGCGGACGAUCCACACCGCCGCCACCAACUUUCUCUUCCCCAGCAGCACAAGCGCUACUACCACCGCCACCGCCGCAGCUGCAGUUUUUGUGCCUGUAUUCCCUGUACAUGGGCGGGGAGUGCAUUAAAAGCACCAGUAGAAACCCACGGAAGAGCAGCAACCCACACCUUCGUACGCUACGCGGACGCCUGCUCGCCGUGCUUGAGCAGCAGCGGCGUUCCUCGUUGCCGCCGGGGGCGUCCGUAAGGCCCUCCGUGCUGCCCAUGCCUCGACCGUCGACAUCGAUGGGGGUGGGUGCAGCGGGGGGUGCCUCGGCGUACGGGGACCCCUUCUUGUGCUGGCUGCACGGUGUCGUGCUGCGCGAGCUCGGGAUGAAGCAAGAGAGUGCCACCUACUUUUUGGCUGCCCUCUGCAACCACCCGAUGCUCUGGUGCGCCUGGGAGGAUCUCUGCACGCUUGUCAGCCGCGAAAACCAGAUUGAGGAAAUUGAGGCAAUGAUUGCUGCGCUGGAGCCACAGUUUAUGCCAGAAAUAUUCUUGGCCACUGUGAAGGCCGCGCUGAACGUUGCCCCCGUCUCUCUCGUUCCAUCGUCCUUGUUAAGUGCGGCGACCGCUGCCAUGGCGCGGCGAAGCACAAGCCCACAUGGCGGCAGCUUGCCCCGUCAGCCGACGUUGGCGCGGGACUCACAGCAGCAGCAGCAGCAGCAGCAGCAGCAGCAGCAGCAGCAGCGACGUGGGGAGGGGUAUCUUUCACCGCGGCUGGUAAACUCCUGGGAGGCGCUACUAGAGCGGUUUCCCGGCAAUCUUUUUCUUCUCUCCAACCUUGCCGGAUACUACUACAACGUCAAGAAGGACCUUGAAAAAGCCCAGAACCUGUACAAACGAUUACAUGAGUUGAACCCGUAUCGGCUCGAAUCCAUGGAUGACUACUCUAUUGUACUUUUUCUACGCGGUGACCGUAUCGGGCUGAGUAGUCUCGCGCAGCAGGUUUACCAAAUUGACCCUUUCCGCGCCGAAAGCAACUACGUGGUUGGCAACUACUAUGUUCUGAUGGGCGCACACGAUCGCGGUGUGCUGCACUUUCGUCGAGCAGUGGCAGCAGACCCCACAUUCCUUGCCGCCUGGACGCUGCUCGGCCACGCCUACCUGGAGACGAAAAACAGUGCAGCCGCUGUGGAGGCGUACCGCACCGCGGUGGAGCUCGACCCACGCGACUACCGUGGCUGGUACAACCUCGGUCAGAUUUACGAGCUGCUGCAGUUUUAUCACCACGCGCUGUAUUACUACUGGCACACAACAACGCUGCGGCCCACGGAUCCGCGAAUGUGGUCGGCGGUGGCAAACUGCCUUGACCGCGAGGGACGCACGGAAGAGGCGGUGCUGUGCCUCGAGCGUGCGGAGGCGUACGAGAGUUCCUCCUCUGACUACUACCCACCGCUUGUACACCGGCUUGGGUCGCACUACCUAGAGACACGACGACUAGAUCGCGCGGUGUUGUACCUUGAGAAACUCGCUCUGUCCGAGGCACGACGGCUGGAUGACGUUCUUUUCGCCCUUCCGCAUGUGACGUCGUAUUACCUGAAACAGGCAAGGCAACUACUGAACAUUCCAUCGCGAUCCCCCAGCUACGAGCCACCCCAACACUACUCCACAGUCGCCGGGGGAAUGGGAGGGCAGCUGCCUCAGCCGACGAGCUCAGCGGUGGGAGGGGCCAGCGCCGGCAGUGGUGGCAGCGUUUACGGCUGCAGCUUAGCCGACCAGUGGCUCAUGGCGGACGCCGCAGUGCGGCGAAACAUUGAGGCCCGCUGGGAGCAGGCAACGUUAUGCCUGACAAAGUCGAUGAACCACUUGGAGAAUUUUGCGUCCGCGUUGGGCAUUCCAUUGUCCUCGACGGCUGACACCGGGAUGCCCAAGCCCGCAGAGUACGGCGACACUGGCGGUGGUAGUGUUGGAGUGACGGCGGACGAAGGAAGGAGCCGACACACCGUGCAGCUUGACCGCUUAUACUGCGAGCUAAACAUGCUCCGUCGGUACCUGGAGAGUCAGCAGGAGCAGGUAGAGGCGGCAGUGAGAAUGCGAGGGGAGGGAAUGCAUAGACCGUGA
Molecule: messenger RNA, 2505 nt
Organism: Trypanosoma rangeli
Lineage: Eukaryota; Euglenozoa; Kinetoplastea; Trypanosomatida; Trypanosomatidae
Exons: 1
Coding region: 1-2505 (834 amino acids)
Biological process (GO): cell division
Cellular component (GO): anaphase-promoting complex
Molecular function (GO): protein binding
Source: RefSeq, a predicted model, not a curated record